GCAUUUGUUGACUAGCCCUGCUGUAUGGUAAAUGUCCUGCAACCCUCAGAUGACGUGGUGAUAUUCACAUACGCUGGUAUUCAUAACUGCAAACGAUUGUGGAUACAUUGACCAGAAGAGGGCAGCACUAUAACGAACACUGGGGGCAACUGAGCUUUGUCUCUCACUAGUCAGAAGAUUGCAUCGGAAGUGGCUAGAUAAAGAGGGAAUGCUCUACUUACUUAUUUGAAUAGCGGGACAUAGAAAUAAGCCAUGAUGAUGUGGCGAUAAUGGAAAUGGGCGCACGGAUCAGAUUUGUUAGAGAGCUCAACGCGGAUAACAUCGGCGGUGUUUAAGACAGAUCUCUGGAUUCCGUGUUAAAACCCGCGAGAUUCCUCUACCUGGACCAUACUAAAAUGAUGCAUGGAGACCACAUCCCAUUGUAACGCGCUCGACAUUGCGGUCGUACAGAAUAGCUAACCAGAAGCGGAAAGGAGCAUUUGGAUGCACAUGAAUGUAAUUCUGAGACUGAUGCAUCUCUGUUAGCCUCUCUUCCGAUCUGAUCGCAUGAUGGAAAGAGGAGGAUAACGGUAUUCAAAAGGUUUGCUAUUGCUCAUAAUGGAAGUGACACAGAUAUAAUAACGGGUCAGUGGUGAGCACGUGUUUUUGGACUAGUUGUUCGGGAUUUGUGUGAUCAGAUCGGAGGAAUGAUGUCUUUAAGAUGUCACAGGAGCAAGUCUGUAUGGGCUACUCUGGCUGUGCUGGCGUUGUGCUGGCUCUACAUCUUUCCAGUGGACAGGAUACCCAGCGACAAGGAGAUGGUGGAUGAGAUUCUGCGGCAGGGACAAACAUGGACCCGAAACCAAACGGGAAUAGAUCUGUACAGGAAGCUGCUCACAGAAUGCUGUGACCCAAAGAGGAUGUUUGUUUUGAGUAAAGAGAAUUCUCCAAUUGGGAAGGUCUUAUGGUACGACGGGGAACUUUACCAUUACCACAAAGUCAACAAUGAGACGUACUCAUUCUUUAUUCAGGUAUUGUCUGUUUUAAAAUCUGUAUAAAGUUAUCUUUAGGUUGCACCUUAUGCAGUGAUUUAUACCUACUGUGUUUCACAGUAGUAGACAUACUGUACAUAGACCAUUGCUGUGAUGGAUCCAGGGCCAGAUUAACACUUCACUGUACCCGGGGCAACAAUAUUCAAGGGCCCCAUCAUCACGACCCCAGGAUCACCAUAAUCUGGCAAAAUACAGAAUAAAUUACAGUAAUACAGUAAAUA
Messenger RNA from Triplophysa rosa, 1252 nucleotides. RefSeq names its product alpha-N-acetylneuraminide alpha-2,8-sialyltransferase-like. The transcript is spliced from 2 exons. Bases 687 to 1037 code for a protein of 116 amino acids. NCBI's taxonomy places the organism in Eukaryota, Metazoa, Chordata, Actinopteri, Cypriniformes, Nemacheilidae. The record is from RefSeq and is a predicted model, not a curated record.